Apaloderma vittatum (bar-tailed trogon) is the source of this 1827-nucleotide messenger RNA. RefSeq names its product HAUS augmin-like complex, subunit 3 (gene HAUS3). Gene Ontology annotation, cellular component: centrosome; HAUS complex; mitotic spindle. NCBI's taxonomy places the organism in Eukaryota, Metazoa, Chordata, Aves, Trogoniformes, Trogonidae. The record is from RefSeq and is a predicted model, not a curated record. The transcript is spliced from 4 exons. The coding region runs from base 1 to 1827 and encodes 608 amino acids. Gene Ontology annotation, biological process: spindle assembly; centrosome cycle.
AUGAGCUGUGGAAAUGAUUUUGUGGAAACUCUUAAGAAAAUUGGAUAUCCAAAAGCUGAUGAGCUUAAUGGAGAAGAUUUUGACUGGCUGUUUGAUUCUUUGGAAGACAAAUCGUUUCUGGAGUGGUUUUGUGGAAAUGUAAAUGAGCAGCAUGUGGUAUCUGAAAAAGAGCUGCAAGAUUUUGAUAAUCUUCUUGAGUCUGGUAAACCCAUUUUGGAAGGAAAUGCACUGGAUGAAGUCCUUAAAACCUUGAAGCCCAUGGAUUUGAAGAACAGUAGCCAAGAGGAGGAGGAGGAAGAAGAGGAAGAACUGAAGGAAUUGGAAGAUGAGCUUCAAACUCUUCAGAGCUUAAAAGAACUUCAAAUUUAUCGUCGUAAUAAGCUUGAGAUGAUGGUUUCUGUGAACAGCCAUACAUUACAAACAUUAAAAAGCAAAGAGGGAGAAGCACAUAAAGAUUUGAAAGAAGGACUGAAAGUGUUUACUGCAGCAAAUAAUAAGCUUAAUAAUGAACUGCUGUCUCUUUUGGAUGCAGCUAAGAAAUUUGCCUCUUUCUUCACUGCUUCAGAUUCGGACGAAGCGUCAGAUCUACAUCCAGUGUUUUUUUCCCAACUUUCUUUGGACAGGUAUUUGUCUCAGGAAGAGCAAUGCACUGCAGCACUUACCUCGUACAUGAAAACCCAUUUUUAUCAAGGUAUGUCUGAGUGGAUUGAAAAUUCAAAUGAAGGCAGCUUUCAGCUUGCAGACAUAAGCAAAGAAGUCACUUGUGAUGAGACUGAUAAAGUUUCUGAAGAGAGUCAAGAGGUAGCCAGGCUCCAGACAGCAUAUAUUUGUGCUCAGCAUCAGCUUAUUCAGAUGCAAGCUAAAGAAGAGAGCAUGCAUUCAGCUAUAAAAUGUGCAGAGAGCAUGCUGCAGUCCUUAAACAACAAGGACAUUGGAAAACAAGAGAACCUUGAUGCCAAAAUAUCUAGUUUAACUGAUACAAUUUCAACAGUUAAAGAAGAUAUAGCUCAGUUAAAUAAUGAAGAGCUGCUUCCUCUUCUGAAAAAGAAUGCUCGACUUUUAAGCACACCAGUGGUGGAAGCAUACUUGGAUCAUCAGAUUGCUCAGCAGGACUAUUAUGCUUCAAGACAAGAUGAAGUAUGCAGGCAUUUGAUAAGACAGAAAGCAUCAUUUGAACUGAUUGAGCUAGCGUAUGAAAUGGAGUUGAGGAAACAUAAGGAGAUCUGCUGUCAGCUUGAGAACUUGGUAGAAUCUAUGAAACAGAGCAGCACCGAGUUACAACAGAGACUGCAGGUGAUAACUGAGCAAACUCAACAUGCAAAGCCAAGAAAGGUUAUUAGUUCAAAGGACAGUUUCUCUUGCAGGCUGUAUGAGCUUCUGGAAGGAGAAAAUAAAAAACCACAGUUGUUUAAAACAUACGAAAGCCUGGAGGAGAUGGCUCAGAAGUUAAAGCAGGACUGUGCUAGAGUACAAGAUCAGAUAGCAGCGACUUCUCAAGAACAGUGUCUACAUUUGUCCAAGCUGAAGAGUGGUGUAGAUACCCUUCAUGAUGCUCUCUAUCAUGGAGGAAAUCAGAUACAACUCAGUAGUCGGGAACUUACUGAGCAGUUUCAUCAGCUAGAAGCUGACUUAAAUAAACUAAAUCAACUCCUUAUGGAUCUGAUUGCUGACCUGAAGUCAAAGAGAAACUUUUUAGAGUCCAAUAAACUGCAUCAGGUGGAAAGAAACUUGUAUGCAUAUUUUUUCAAUGAUGAAGACCACUUGAAGGAGAUGGUGGAGAAGCUCGAGCAGCAGUCUGAGGCUAAAACCAGUGGCUUGGAAGAUUAG